Leishmania mexicana MHOM/GT/2001/U1103 is the source of this 1770-nucleotide messenger RNA. RefSeq names its product putative phosphoglucomutase. The transcript has a single exon. Gene Ontology annotation, molecular function: magnesium ion binding; phosphoglucomutase activity. The record is from RefSeq and is a predicted model, not a curated record. Gene Ontology annotation, biological process: carbohydrate metabolic process. Bases 1 to 1770 code for a protein of 589 amino acids. NCBI's taxonomy places the organism in Eukaryota, Euglenozoa, Kinetoplastea, Trypanosomatida, Trypanosomatidae. Gene Ontology annotation, cellular component: cytosol.
AUGGAGGUGCCGACGACGGCGUACAAGGACCAGAAGCCGGGCACAUCGGGGCUGCGCAAGAAGGUCACAGUCUUUCAGCAGCCCAACUACACAGCGAACUUUGUGCAGAGCACCUUCAACGCUCUGCAGCAUCAAGGCGCCGUCCCAGAUGUGCUCGUCGUGGGCGGCGAUGGCCGCUACUACACAUCCGAGGCGGUGCAGGUGAUCCUGAAGGUCUCCGCCGCGAAUGGGGUGCGGCGUGUGUGGGUGGGCCAGCACGGGCUUCUCUCAACGCCGGCCGUUUCAACAAUGGUGCGCCGUCGCCGUGACGCGGAUGGGCACAAGGCGACAGGCGCUUUUAUCUUGACGGCCAGCCACAAUCCCGGUGGCCCGGACGCCGACUUUGGGAUCAAGUACAACUCUGGGAACGGCGGCCCGGCACCAGAGAAGCUGACGUCCCAGAUCUACGAGGAGACGGUCAAGAUAACGCACAUCAAGAUGGCCACGACGCUGCCGGAGGUAGACAUCCAUACCCUCGGCACCUACACCUUUGACGACUACAGCUUCCAGGUGGAGGUGGUUGACAGCUUGGCUGACUACGCGGCGUACAUGCAGGAGGUGUUCGACUUCGAGGCCAUCAAGGGACUCGUGCAGCGCGCCGACUUCAAGGUCCACGUGGACAGCCUUCACGGCGUCAGCGGCCCGUACGUUGACCGCAUCUUUCACGAGGGCCUUGGUGUGCCCAAGACCUCCCUAUUCCGCACGAACGUCCUGCCCGACUUUGGCGGCUGCCACCCCGAUCCGAAUCUCACGUACGCGGCCGACUUGGUGUGUGUGAUGGGGCUGCUGCCGGACGGCAACGCGAACCCCGCGAUGAGGCACGUGGGCACGGUGCCCAGCUUCGGCGUCGCGUUUGAUGGGGAUGCAGACCGCAACAUGAUCCUCGGCUGCCGCUUCUUCGUGAACCCGUCCGACUCACUUGCCGUUCUGGCUGCCAACGCUGACUGCGUGCCCUUCUUCACCCAGAGCGGGAGCUCCGGACUCAAGGCCGUGGCGCGCUCGAUGCCGACGAGCGGUGCAGUCGACCGCGUCGCUGCGGCACAGGGCUUCGCGCUCUUCGAGGUCCCUACGGGAUGGAAGUUCUUUGGCAACCUCAUGGACAGCAAGGACGUCUACGGGGGCAAGGACUUCAACCCUCUGCUCUGCGGCGAGGAGAGUUUCGGCACGGGCAGCAAUCACAUCCGUGAGAAGGACGGUAUCUGGGCGUCGCUCUUCUGGCUGUCGGUGAUCGCGAAGCGCAACGCGCCUGGGACCCCGCUGGUCGGCGUCCAGCAGAUUGUAGAGGAGCACUGGGCGACGUAUGGCCGCAAUUACUAUAGCCGAUACGACUACGAGGAUGUUUCCGCCGAGGCCGCGAAGGCUGUCAUGGAGACGGUCGAGAAUACCGCGGUGGCAGACGUGCCGCACCUCAACGGCAUCGCUUGCAAAAUGAUCGACGACUUCAGCUACACGGACCCCAUCGAUGGCUCCGUCUCGACAAAGCAGGGCGUACGUGUGCUCUUUGAGGAUGGGUCGCGCUUCGUGCUGCGGCUGAGCGGCACCGGCUCCUCUGGCGCCACCAUCCGGCUCUACCUGGAGCAGUACAUGGACGCAGCCACGGUGAAGUCGCACUUGGAGGAGACGACGCUGCCGACCGCGAGCACGGCGCUGAGCGCACUCAUCGGGGUUGCGCUGCAGGUGUCCAAGAUGGAAUCUCUGACUGGCCGCAAGACACCCACGGUGAUCACGUAA